Messenger RNA from Ruditapes philippinarum (Manila clam), 5066 nucleotides. RefSeq names its product ATP-dependent RNA helicase DHX58-like. The record is from RefSeq and is a predicted model, not a curated record. The transcript is spliced from 15 exons. Gene Ontology annotation, molecular function: nucleic acid binding; ATP binding. The coding region runs from base 591 to 3470 and encodes 959 amino acids. Gene Ontology annotation, cellular component: cytoplasm. Lineage: Eukaryota; Metazoa; Mollusca; Bivalvia; Venerida; Veneridae.
AUAGCCAAUAUUUACAAUUAUAUACUGAUGUCAACUUGAAACUAUGCACUAUAUCAGAUACAGAUUUAGAUUUUGUAUCUGCUUUCGCUUUACCGAUAUUACUUUUCCUUGUCAUUAAGACUAUUUAUAUUCAGGUGAGCGAUAGUAGGGUCAGUAUGGCCUUCUUGUUUGAUUUUUCUUACUUUCGCAGACGUGGACCAUUCACGAUAGCAGUAUAAUCAUUUUCUGAAAUUGGAAACGAAAGUAAAUCAUUUGGAAAUACCCAUAUUGUAAAUACGGCGUAUACAAUAACUUACCCUUAUGUAAAUUGGUUGAUUAGGUAAUUGUAAAUGAUAGCUUAUAUCACCUUAUCGAUUUUAAACACUAUCAAUUGGAUAAAUUGUACUCGUAUAGUUUAUUUCUAGCUACUUAUUUCAUUUCCUAUUUAGAUCUAAAUGGCAAAGUAAAGACGGAAUAUUUUUCGGAAAAAAAGUUAUACAUAGAUCUAAAUGGAUAAGGUAGGUAGUUUUUCAUAUACGGUUCAAUCUUUGGCGUUUUAACAUGCGAUAGGAAAUUUUACAAAUGAUUACAAAUGCGAAGACUUGACAACAAUGGAAAAAGGCGAUUUUGAAGCGAGUGAGAAGGAAGGUAUAACGUCUGCUGUAAAAACAUGUACAGACAACAAGUUAAACAUAGCUUCCUUCAUAAAUCAGCAGGAUAGUUUGAAGAUUAACAAUAUUCCAACAUACAGCCAACCGACACAUGGUGAAGUUCCUACUAUAAAGUUAUAUAAUGAAGAAAUGUCGGAUUUAACUUCAAAUACUGAAAUGCAACAUGAAAAAACUGUACCCGAAAAAGGUGAAACCAUACAAUAUGACAGUGUAUUUCUGUUGGCACUAAAGAAUUCACCUCUAGCAGAUAACUAUCCAUCUGAAAUUGAAAACUUUCCUGACAUUCUUGUACCACUCAAUUUACCCAGACGUUAUGCUACUGAAAAAUCGUAUCUACCAACUUACGACGACAUCGAGAAGCAGAAUAUGUCCGACAUCAUUGAUAAUCCAUCGGCCGAAACCACAAAUGACGCAGAAUCUAGCGGAGAAGUCGGAUUACUAGACUUUGAUUUCCUACUUGAAGAAAAUGUAAGCGUUGUUCAAAAGGAUGAGACCAAAAGUAUUGGAACACAGAUGAAUAAAAUAAAAAACAAUACAGCUAGUGUUGAUGACCACAUUGAAUCAAACGUUGAAGAUAAGAUUGCUGACAGUGCAUUGAACGAAGUUCAGAAUGACCUUAAUGCUGGAGGAAACCAGGAACACAUUGAACCUGUGAUGGAAUUAAACAUACCAACAGAUGCUGACGAGGUUGAUGGUGAAGACGAAGACAUUGAGCUAUGGGAAUUUCAAAAAGAAUUAGCUGAAAAGGGUUCUCGAGGAGAAAAUGUUAUAGUUUUGGCGCCUACUAAUAGUGGCAAAACAAGAGUUGCAUGUAGCAUCAUGCAAGUUCAUUUGCGUUGCCAAAGAAGACAGGGAGAAAUUGGUAAAGUUGCAUUUGUGGUAGAGAAUGAGGCGUUGGCAUUUCAGCAAGGGGAGGUUUGUGGAAAAUUGCUGCCUGCGUUUAGAACAAAGGUGAUCAGUGGUAGCAUUCAAAGAGACAAGAAACAGCUCUUAACGGAUUUUAUUCACAGGAGAGAUAUACUGGUAGUGACAGCUCAAGUUUUGUUGAAUUCCCUCAACAAUCAGGAGCUCAGUAGUCUGGAAAUGUUUUCAAUGAUAGUGUUUGAUGAGUGUCACCAUACUGAUAACCAGCACCAUUUCAAUAGAAUCAUGAGCAAAUACAUGGACCUUAAGAUAAAGAAAAAAGUUGAUCCGAGCUGUCUCCCUCAGAUUAUUGGCCUAACAGCUUCCCUAGGUGUAGGGGGUAACACUGACCCAUUUUCUGCAAUAAACCACAUGAAAGGUAUUCUUGCUAACCUUGAUGCCAAGUAUCUGUCUACAGUGAGGAAUAAUAUCGAAGAUUUAGAUCAACAUGAAAAUAAUCCAAAAGAAGAAAUAAUUAAGGCCAAAUGCAGACAUUACGAUAAGUUUGGAGAAGCUGUCCUGGAUAUAAUGGACAAUAUUGACAAAUAUAUGAGAGGUCACCAGAGUAUGUCAGAGCUUCCAGAUAAAGACAAGUUACUGAAGAGUGUUUGCCAAGUACCGCCAUCAAGAGGAACAGAACAGUUUUUGCAAUGGGCCAGUCAGUUUAGGGGAGCUAUUGCAAAGAUCAGUUCUGAUUCAGCACGAAGAAUGUUGAAUCCUUGUAGGAGACAUUUAGAGGUGUACAACAAAGCGAUGCUUGUUCACGCAGAUGCCAGAAUUAAAGAUGCCCAAGCAAUACUUGAAAACUUUAUCAACAGAGAAAUGGAAAUAGAUCCAGAGAAUGAAACAGACAAGGUGCUAAUAAACUUUUAUAAAGAUCUAAAAUCAAGAGAUUUUAGUGACGAGCCUGAAAAUCCCAAGCUUGUAGAGAUGAAGAAACUUUUGAUGAACGAAGUUGCUGAUAAUGACAACGCUCGGGGAAUUAUAUUUGUGAAGUCUCGUGAACUGGCACGGGCAUUGAUUAAAUGGAUGGAUGAAAAGGAACAACUGAAGCCACUGAACGCAUGUGAAUUCGUUGGACAGGUUGCAUCAACGGCUAAAGGAGGUAUGACGAAAUGUGCGCAGAGAGACGUGCUUGAGUAUUUUAAAAAUGGUCUUCACAAAGUAAUUGUUGCCACAUCUGUGGCUGAAGAAGGCCUAGAUAUCAGGAAAUGUAAUAUCGUAAUCCGUUACGAAUAUGUCACGAAUGAAAUUGUUAGACUCCAGUCCAGAGGGCGUGCAAGAGCCGGAAAUAGUAAAUAUUAUGUUAUUACAACAGAAGGGUCGUGGAUAGUUGAAAAAGAAGAAAAGAACGCUAUGCUUGAAAGGCUGAUGAACAGUAUAGUUCCGACCCUUCAGGCUUACAUUGAAAACAACCCCAAUGACUGGGAAAAUGAAUUAAAUACUAUCCAAAUUAGGCAAAAGGAGAUUGAUGAUAUGAAAGAGGAGAAUCGUUUAGCAAAUAUGACUGAUGACGAAGUUAUAUUUAGAUGCCUGAAUUGUUCCGAAUUUAUAUGUAUGUCGUCUGAUAUCCGGGUGAUACAAGGGUCUCACCAUAUUGUUGUCAACGAAGAUGCCAACGGGCGCUUGCUGUCUAUACGUGGUCGUAACCCUGUGACUUUUAAAGAUGAUUUUAUCUCUCGAGGAGUCAUAUUCUGUGGAAACAAAAACUGCCAAAAUGAUCUUGGAGGAAUUUGUGAAUACCGCCGUGUUGAAUUUCCAUUAAUUGUUAUUAGAAACUUUAUGAUUGAAGAUAAACAUGGAGAAAGAGACUUUGUUAAUCAAUGGAAAAAGGCGACCUUCUCAAUGAAAGAGCUGGACAUUGACGAUCUUAAAACAGUGGUACGGAAAAGACGCCUUACGUUCGUAGAUAAGUAAAUCACUCUAAAAAUGAGUACAAGUAUUUCAAGUCUUAUAUGAUAUGUGUUUUCAUAUUGUAACAUUUCCAUGCAAAAAAAAGAUUGGAAAGAUUGAAUGAUUGGAAAGAUUGAAUGUUUAUUUAACGUUAUGUGUUAACCCGCUUCAGUUGUCUUUUACCCGCACUUGUUUUAUCUAUUUUAUUUCCCCAGUAUUACGGUGAUAUUUUUAAGUUAUAAAUGACCGUUGUCUGUGAUAUUCUUAUAAUGAACUAUAUCAUACAUAUAAACAGCUCUAGUGAAGUUCUGUCUUUCCACAUAUCUUUUUAUACAUUGUAAACUUGUGAUAUGAUUUUAUUUUUAUAAUUAUACAUAUUUAGAUGAUAUACAUGUUGCUAUGUUAUAAAGUUUUAUUUUUAAGAAAUUUAUUCUAAUCUUUUAAGGCGCUGGAUCUCGCUGCUUUAACCUAUAUGAAUGGAGUGUUAAGACAGUUUGUAAUGGGUAAUUGUGUAAUAAUUGCCAAAUCAUUUUUUACAUAUUUUUUAAUGAAAAAAUAAUUAUGUCAAUAAACAUGGCUGUGUAUGUCAUAAGCAAUGAAAUGCAAACUACAAAAAAGCAGUGUUAUAUGAUUUCAGACAAUAGCAUUGUAUUAUGAACUUCAUGUUGAUAUAUAAUUGUAGUAACGUAGGAACUGUUGGUACAUUUUCACUAUAAUGUCUAUUUCAAAUUACAUUUAUGUUUUACUAUAUGGUAAGUAAUAUUGUAGCCUUAACCAAUAAUAUGAGGUAGAGGUUGAUUAUGACUAGCAGUUGACCCACGUUAUGGACUUAACUAAAAAAAAGCUGUUCCGAUCAAGCUUCUUUAUGAAAAUACUUAUAUUGGUCGUAGGGUUGUAACAGAUAACACAUUUGAUUGGAGGUCAAUAUGUCAAAAGACUUUGCAUCUUUAGACAAUCCGUUGUGAAGUGCAUAAAUGUUUCACAAACGUCUCGAUCUUGUCAUUUACUGGAUUAUACAUCAAUGUAUAUGAAUUUUUUAUUAUUUUAUUUUUCUUCUUUUCAAAAAAUAAUUUGCUUUUUUGUAGUGUAUAUGUAUAACAAUAAUUUAAAAUAUGCUUAAACUGCAGGCCUCGACAUUAGCGAUGGUCCGUUGGUCCGAGACCACCUGACUUUGGCAAGGACCACCUAAUAUUUCAAGCAACUGGUCCGUCAGACCAUUUGAAUUUUCUAGAUGGUGCAAAGCUCAUUUCGGAAUGGCGAUUUGGUCAUAAAAUGUAAUAUACUUGGUGUUUAAAAACAUUUGUCCUAUGUACAUGUAUAUGGUUCAUUAAUCUCUUCUUAAGUCAUCACUUACUUUCAUUUUUACUGGAGUAAUUAUAUAAUUAUUUAUUUAGGCAGAAAAUUCAUUCAAAUGAUGCUAUUAGACUGCAUUUUCUUUAAUUGUGAUAUUUUAUGGGAUAUCGGAUAAUUUCAGAUACUUGAAUAACGGCAAUGAAAGGAAAUGGAAAAAUAUAUCUUAUCUUUGUUUUAACAAUAAGAUAUCCAUUUCUUCCACUUCACUGUUAAAAUAACUUUAAAAUUUUAAAAAUGCUUAAAAAUAAAAGCUCAACUUUAGUUAUA